Helianthus annuus (common sunflower) is the source of this 3186-nucleotide messenger RNA. RefSeq lists its product as uncharacterized. NCBI's taxonomy places the organism in Eukaryota, Viridiplantae, Streptophyta, Magnoliopsida, Asterales, Asteraceae. The record is from RefSeq and is a predicted model, not a curated record. The transcript has 12 exons. Bases 1 to 3186 code for a protein of 1061 amino acids.
AUGUCAAAGAAUUCACGUUCAUCUUCUACAGCAGUUAAUUCAUCUCAACGAAAUUUACAUAAUCCUCUUAUGAGAACUCCUGUUUCAGAUAUCUCUAACAGAUCUCCUCUUUCAGAUAUCACAAAUGUUACUUCACCGAAUGAAAGGCGUAAGCUUCGAAAAUUAAUACUUGAUAAUAAGAAAUUAAAGAAUGUGUGGUCAUCAUCAGCUGCUAAUUCAUCUCAACGAAAUUUACGUAGUAAGAGUCCUCUUACGAGAACUCCUGUUUCAGAUAUCUCUAACAGAUCUCCUCUUUCAGAUAUCACAAAUUUUACUCCACCGAAUGAAAGGCGUAAGCUUCAAAAAUUAACACUUGAUAAUAAGAAAUUGUUAAAUGCAUCGUCAUCAUCAACGAAUGUUCGUAACAUCUUUUCUGACAAAGCAAAUAUGGUUGAAUGUUCUGAUUCUACGGAUCAACAUAUAUACUCCAUUGCGUGUCCAGCAGUUAGAAAUGCUACUGGUUCUUUAAUUUCAACUACACCAGGUACACCAGCAGAUAGCAACAGUCGAUAUUCCAUUACUUCUAGCAUCAUUAGCAGUAACAAUCAGUUGAUAUUGGGUAGUAACUCUACGCUUACACGGCUGUCUUCUGGUAAACGUAACCUUGAGCACAAGAAGCGUGAUAAUACUCCUGUACCUAUGCUCUCUUUGGAUUCCGAUCAAGAAAAUGUGUUCUUUUGCACUGAUGAAGAACCUUAUAAAGGGAUAUCUAAAGAUUAUUUGGACCAUGGUGACCAAGUGCUUACAUGUCAGCUUUGUAGUGCAAAGUUAUGGGCAUCGGAAGGUGGAAAAGGUCGUUUAACUUUAAAUAAGCUAUGUUAUGGUAUGUGUUGUGGGUAUGGUAAAGUUCAGCUACCGCCUUUAAAGGAUGCACAUCCGUCUUAUCAAAAUUUGUUUUCUUCCUCAAAUCCAAAAAGCAAGUUCUUCCCGAAGAACAUAAGACGAUACAACUCUAUGUUCUCUUUUACAUCUAUGGGUGGAAAGCUUGAUUCUAAUAUCAACAAGGGCAAUGCUCCAUUUAUAUAUCGUAUCAGUGGCCAAAACUAUCAUUGCAUGGGGAGUCUCAAACCUCCAGCUGGAAAUGAAGCUAAGUUUUGUCAGCUAUACAUACAUGAUAAUGAAAAUGAAAUAACAAACAGACAGGCAUUCCUCAGCAAAAGAAUCAAACCUUCAUCGCCUGCUGAUAAAGAACUUGAUGUUGAAAUGAUAAAGUAUUUGAGGGCUUUAUUAGAUUCACAAAAUAUGUUGGUUAAGACAUAUAGGAUGGUCAGAAACCAUUUUCACCAAUCUCCAGAUGCCAACCUUAGUCUUCGACUAAUUUAUAGAAGAGAAAAAGACGGCAGGACAUAUAACUUACCCACCACAUCUGAAGUUGCUGCUUUGGUUGUCGGAGACAUAGAUAAAGCUAUAGACCAUCGUGAUAUUGUUGUCCAGACGCAGUCGGGAAUGCUGCAGCGUAUUAGCGAAUUACACCCAUCGUAUCUUGCUCUUCAAUAUCCGUUACUUUUUCCAUAUGGUGAUGAUGGUUAUAGAGUUGACAUUCCUCAUAGAGAUUUUAUGUUGUUACAACAGUUUUUGGUUGAUGCGUACACAAUGAUUGAGAGCGAAAGAUUAAAUUACAUUCGUAGGCAACAAGCGAACCUUCGCUCUGAAACAUUUGAGAAUCUUCAAAAGUAUAAAUCUAAAGGUAAGGAAGUUUUAACAGAUACUGGAAAGCCUGUUAUACUUCCUUCUUCAUUUACUGGUGGUGCCAGAUACAUGCAACAAAAUUACCUCGAUGCAAUGGCCUUAUGUAAGUGGAAGCUUGAUUCCUUAAUCAAAGAUUUUAAGGAUUCCAAGUAUUUUGGUGAGAUUAACGCUGUUGUUUAUACAGUAGAAUUUCAAAAGCGUGGUCUUCCUUAUGCACAUAUAUGCUUAUUCAUGAAGGUCGAUCACAAACUUCCAACCAUUGAUCAUAUAGAUCCAUUUAUUUCUGCUGAGAUUCCCGAUAAAAAAGAAGAUCAUGAAGUUUAUUCUCUUGUGACUGAUUAUAUGAUUCAUGGUCCGUGUGGGAAUGCUAAUUUGAAUUGUCCUUGCAUGGUUGAUAAAAGAUGUUCAAAAAACUUUCUGAAGAAAUUCACACCACAUAUAACUAUUGAUUCAAAUGGUUUUCCUGUAUACAGAAGAAGAGAUUCAGGUCAUACAGUUAUAAAAUCUGGUGUUAGAUUAGACAACAGAAAUGUUGUUCCUUAUAACAAAAGGCUUUUGAAAAGAUAUCAAGCACACAUUAAUGUUGAAUGGUGUAAUCAAGCCGGUUCAGUGAAAUAUUUGUUCAAGUACAUCAACAAAGGUCCUGAUAUGGCUACUACGGUAGUUUCUAGUGAUACAAGUUCAACCAUCAAAGAAAAGCCAAAAGACGAGAUCAAGGAGUAUUAUGAUUGUAGAUAUAUUUCAGCUUGUGAGGCAUCCUGGAGAAUAUUCUCUAAUGAGGUUCACUAUAGGUAUCCUGUUGUUAUGAGGCUUCCCUUUCAUUUGCCCGGCCAACAGAAUGUUGUGUAUGGUGCUGAUGACGAUAUUGAUAAUGUUUUAAGCAAGCCUUCUAUUGCUUCUUCAAUAUUUAUGCAAUGGAUGAAGUUGAACGAGACAAAUAAAGAUGCUAGAAAGCUGACUUAUGUUGAGUUUCCUUCCAAAUUUGUUUGGAUACUUAAAGAUAGAUGUUGCCAGUGUGUUGGCCGGAUUCAUUCUGUAUCUCCUGCUUUGGGUGAACCUUAUUUUUUGAGGAUACUACUGAAUAAAGUUAAAGGACCUAGAUCAUUUGAGGAGAUACGUACAGUUAACGGUCAAUUAUUCCCGACUUUUAGAGAUGCUUGCUAUGCGAUGGGACUUUUAGAUGAUGACAAUGAAUACGUUGAGGCCAUUAAAGAAGCAAGUUUUGAAGGACAUGCUGGGUAUCUUCGAGCGUUAUUUGCUACCCUGCUUUUGUCAAAUACUCUAUCUCGGCCAGAAUUUGUUUGGGAGAAUACGUGGAAAUACUUAGCUGAUGAUAUUGUUUAUAGACGUCAAAAAGAAACAAAUAUUUCAGGUUUAGUGCUUCCUGAACAUCAGAUUAAGAACCUUACUUUGUUGAAAAUUGAAAACUAUUUAAUUUCCAAUGGUUCAUCAUUAUGA